AUGGCCAUGGCCAUAUCUACGAGCGAAGACAUAGUCGCUAUUCUGGCUGAAGACUCCCUACACAUAUACAGGCGACAUAAACAAAGGGGCUCUACGACACGAAGAAUCGAGUAUACGACAACACUUUCCGGAAGUUUUGCAAUGUGCAGAUUGGCGAGGAUUGUGUUUUCCGAAGACAGCAGAUUCCUGGCAGCUAUACGAAGCGAUACGCAGAUAGAGGUUUGGGACAUGAACUUGAGUAAAAGCACCUCCCUAUUCAAGUUUGAUGUUGCAGUCAAAAAGUUCACAGCACUAGUAUUUAACCCCGACAGCACCUUCUUAGCCGCAAGCAUUAUUGAAGAGAGUGGGAAAAUCCAAACCCGAAUUUGGAAAGUUGAUUCUACCAACAAGACGCUGCCGUGCGGCUGGGACCGUGGUAACACGGCCCUGGUUUCCUCUGUCCAAUUUUCAAAUGAUGGCCAGUGGCUUGCGGUAAGGUUUUCCACCUUGCGUGCUGAGUUGUGGCGCAGUUCAGGGGAGCCUCAAGACUCUUUUCUAGAUGGGGAGAAUGACGAGAUAAUAGACCUGGCAUUUUCAUGGGAUAGCACCAAGCUUGGUUACGGUACAAAGGAUGGCAAGGUCAAAGUCUUUGACAUGUCUUCCAACCGUACCAAACAUCUAUACGAUACUUUUUCUAGGGCAGAAAAGGCUCAAGCUUUGUCCUUUUCCAGAGACGAUACGCUUCUUGCUGCCAGGAUAUCUGAUUCAAUCCGAAUAUAUAAUAUACAAACUGGCCUUUAUCACGAUCUACAGAUACCCGGGAGCGACUUUAGCAAAUCUCCGACGUUUCCAGAGCCCAAUUAUUGCAAUAUAUCUGUCUUCAAAAACUGGACUGUUGUAGCUGAGCAACAGGGUCGCAUAUAUCUUUGGGACGCUGGCAAAGUUGUCAAAGUGUUUUUCCUCGACGAUAUCUUGACUCCCGUGAGGGGAUGA
Messenger RNA from Metarhizium brunneum ARSEF 3297, 972 nucleotides. RefSeq lists its product as uncharacterized. Gene Ontology annotation, molecular function: protein binding. Lineage: Eukaryota; Fungi; Ascomycota; Sordariomycetes; Hypocreales; Clavicipitaceae. The record is from RefSeq and is a predicted model, not a curated record.